AUGCACCACGUAGGUACCGGCCUCGUGGCGGUGCUUUGCAACCUAUUCCUGGGUACGGUGCUCUAUUUUCAGCGCAACCUGGCCAUUCAUUCUACCACCACACUCGACCGUUGCCCCAGGGGCCGUUCUACAGACCUGCACCUCGACGCCAUCACGCUGCAGAGCCCGCCGCCACGGCUGGUUCCUUGGCAGCAGCCAUGCGAGGCGCACUGCCAGUUGUCCGAAAAGAGGCUGCAGCGCCGUCCAUACACGUAA
Molecule: messenger RNA, 255 nt
Organism: Akanthomyces muscarius
Lineage: Eukaryota; Fungi; Ascomycota; Sordariomycetes; Hypocreales; Cordycipitaceae
Exons: 2
Coding region: 1-255 (84 amino acids)
Source: RefSeq, a predicted model, not a curated record